Molecule: messenger RNA, 456 nt
Organism: Parnassius mnemosyne (clouded apollo)
Lineage: Eukaryota; Metazoa; Arthropoda; Insecta; Lepidoptera; Papilionidae
Source: the annotation of a GenBank genome assembly
AUGCCUGAUGGUGAAGUAGAUUUUUUUCGCGACACAUGGGUUCGUUAUUUAGGUUAUGCAAAUGAAGUUGGAGAAUCGUUCCGCUCAAUGGUGCCUUUGCGAGUAGUGCAAGCUAGUUACGGUGUUGCCUCUGCUUAUGUACUCGCAGAUACUGUGGACAAAAGUUGGAAAAUGUUUAAGAAAGACGGGCGACCUAAGAAAGUAUUGAUAGAAACGGGGGAUGCAUUGCUGUGGCAAACUUUGGCUUCUGUUGUAAUACCAGGAUAUGCUAUAAACAGAAUAUGCCACUACAGCCAAAAGUUCUUCAGCAAGAAUUUCCGGAAAGUUCCAUUAUCAGCCAGAAACUUGAUGACGGUGGGUGUUGGGUUGGCAUCUAUACCGUUCAUAGUGCACCCCAUUGAUAACAGUGUGACACUUUUAAUGAACCUCACAUAUAGGAGGUGGGUCAAAGAUUAG